AUGGCCGGCAUGGAGCCGGUGCCGCGGCAGCGCUGGCUCAUCCCGGCUGCUCUCGGUGGCACGGAGGCGGCUGCUCCGUGCCCGGCACCGUUCCCGCCCGUGCGGCACCGGGCUCGGGGCCGCUGCUCGGGGGGGAGGUGCUGCCAUCAACGCGGCUGUGAAGGUGUUCCCGAGGCCGAGCUCCCAAAGGAUCUGCCAGCAGCACUCCUGAUGUGUCAGGAGCAAGGUGCUGUUUGUUCCAGGCAGAGAGAUGCCGGCUGUGAGCAGAAGGGGAAUGAACUCUGCUCCAUUCGUGCAGUUGCAAAUGAGCCCCAGCAUCCCCAGCAGGGACCAGCAGCCGCGGUUCCACACCUGCCUGGGGCCCAAGAAGCCUUUUGGAGUCAGCACGGGGAUGCCACUUGUGAGUGUGCAGUGAGUGCAGAUGUGGAGAAUGGAUUCUGCACCAGUGAUGGGAGUGAGAGAGAGCCCCUGGGUCCCCCGGGCACAUCAGCAACCAAGAAUGAACACAAAAGGAACUGCAGAAGAUUCCUGGGUGAAUGGAUCAGGGGCCAUCCCGUGGGCACGGCGGUGCUGAUUCUGCUCCUCCUGGUGCUGGUGCUGGCUUUGGGGGUGGCCUUGGCUGUGCUGGCAGCACCACAGGUUCCAGUCACAGCUGCGACUCCGCUGUCGGUUCUGGGCUGUCCCCAUGGCUGGGUUGGCUGCAAUGGGGUCUGCUACUACUUCUCAAGGGAUUACAGCACCUGGGAGCAGGGUCAGGAACGGUGCUCCGAGCUCGGGGCCUCCCUGGCCAUUGCCAAGGAUGAGGAGGCCAUGGAUUUGCUCUUCCGCCUCCGUGGGAAGGUCGAUUACUGGCUCGGGCUGCGCAGACGGGGCGAGCGCCUGCACUGGGGGGACGGCAGCAGCUACAGCUCCCGGGUUCCCGUCUUUGAUAAUUUCGAGUGUGCGUACCUGGCUGAUGAGAGAUUGAGGAGUGACAACUGCUCCAAAGAGCGGCCGUAUCUCUGCAGCAAGGCCCCAGCUCCCCUGUAACAGGGGCUGCAGAAAGGACCUUCUCCACACUGGGCAGUGCCAGCUUCACCUCUGAGCCCAGCACAGCGCUGUCCUUCCUCAGCUGCACCCUGUGCCUUGCCCUCCCUCUCAGGGUCACCUCAGUGCCUCUUCAUGCCCAGUGCCAACGCUGGGCUGGGGCUGCAAAGGAAAAGUCUCUGCAAUCCAUCCUGCCACCGAUGCUGCCUGCAGUGAGUGCAUUGCCCUCAUGACACAACA
Agelaius phoeniceus (red-winged blackbird) is the source of this 1266-nucleotide messenger RNA. RefSeq lists its product as uncharacterized. NCBI's taxonomy places the organism in Eukaryota, Metazoa, Chordata, Aves, Passeriformes, Icteridae. The record is from RefSeq and is a predicted model, not a curated record.